Molecule: messenger RNA, 1622 nt
Organism: Prorocentrum cordatum
Lineage: Eukaryota; Dinophyceae; Prorocentrales; Prorocentraceae
Source: the annotation of a GenBank genome assembly
GGGGGCACCAUCGCCGCAGGUCGUCGCUCGCCUGGGCCCUUACCACCUCUCUGUGGAUGCCAGCGGACCACGACCUUUGCAUACUCAUGCCCUCGACUGGCGAGCCUAUGCUGCUGUUAUUCUGCUCGUGGAGUCCCGCGCGUGUGUCGCCGUGCCUACGGUAUGGGUAGGUUGGUUCGCGUCCCUGGCUCGGCUUUCGCAUUCUUAGCGGGUAUCACGCUAGGGCUGUCCACUAUCGACCGCCUCGAUUUGCGUGUUGGUGCCUGCGCACAGACUUACCGAUGCAAUCGCCCCUCGUUGGAUCCGAAGCCAGCAUGGCUCAAAGGAUCGGUGUGAAUCGCUGUGCGUUGAUCUGAUGGGUUCCUCAGGCUGCAGAGGUACCAGUGCUUCUGCUCCUGCGGAGCCUUCCUGUGGAGCCAGUGAUGUGGAUGCAUCUGCUUCGCCAGCCGCUGAUGGUGUCCUGAACCCAGUCAGCAGCUUUGGUCUCAACCUGUUUGCACGGCUUGCUGGAUCCUCUCCAAAUGUGUUCAUAUCGCCGUUCUCUAUUUCGACAUCUUUGGGUUUGGCGGAAAUAGGCGCUACGCUUGGAUCCCCAACCUCGAAGGCCUUCGAGACCGUUCUCGGACGUCCAGCAAAUUCAGCGGUGAGCGACCUUCACACGGCAGGUUUGGGCGAUUGCGAGUUGCUCAUCGCCAGCUCUGUUUGGUCAAGGGGAGCCCUGCUUGCAGAAUACGUGGAGGCUGCAUCGAAGACGUUCGAUGCGAUUGCGUGCGAACUGCCUUCGCACGCGGAGCCGGUCAACAAAUGGGUCUCGGAGAAGACUCAGGGCCGUAUUGAAGGACUUGUGGACGAUGACGUCGUUCGCGAUCCGCUCACCGUUGCUUUGCUGAUCAAUGCAGUGUUCUUCAAAGGUUCAUGGGCGAAGCAGUUCGACAAAGCCAAGACGCAGUCAGCGAAGUUCACUACUUCGGACAAAGGCGAUUUGCAGUGUCAAAUGAUGAACAUGUCGGGCCUCACGAUUCAAGUCGCUGAGGCUGAGGCAGCAACGAGUAUUGCCUUGCCUUAUAGUCAGGACGCCGUCCGUGCCGUUCUCAUGUUGCCAAAGUCCCAGAGCUCAGAUGCUGCAGAGAAGCUUGCUCUCCGUCUUUCUGCUGGUGGCUGGAAAGAGUUGAGGCCCACGAAGCAGGCCCAGCAGAAAGUUACAGUGGGAUUACCGCGCUUCAAAGUCAGCUUUGGAGUUGCAGACGUCGCCCCACACCUCAAAGCCAUGGGCUUGGCUGAGGCUUUCGGCGGGACUGGCCAAUUCCUUCGCAUGAGUGCCGACCCCGACGUUCAUAUUGAUGCGGUCUUGCACAAAGCAGUUCUGGAAGUUAGUGAAGAGGGUACGGUAGCCUCGGCAGCGACGGCGGCCGUCAUGAUGACAAGGAGCCUCCCGCCGCCCGAGCAGGUUGUUGUCUUCGAUCGGCCUUUCAUUUUUGCGAUCGAGCACGUUGCCUCCGAAGAGCUGCUAUUCGUUGGAUUGAUCGGUUCGCCUGAGUUCUUCUGAAUGUUUUUUUCCACGGAUCCCCGGAGAUGCAUCCCUGCCCUGACCACGCGGCGCCUCCCGGCCACUGCUCAAAAAG